Ostrea edulis (European flat oyster) is the source of this 876-nucleotide messenger RNA. RefSeq lists its product as uncharacterized. NCBI's taxonomy places the organism in Eukaryota, Metazoa, Mollusca, Bivalvia, Ostreida, Ostreidae. The transcript is spliced from 3 exons. The record is from RefSeq and is a predicted model, not a curated record. Bases 1 to 876 code for a protein of 291 amino acids.
AUGCACCCUCGUCAGUUCUAUGUGAGAUUCUCAUUCAUGACUGUCAAACCAUUGCACCAAAGAACAAUAGCGAGUCACCCAGAUGUUAUGAAGACAAAACAACACGCUAUCGGCCAGAUGGUAGCAGAAAUUCCGCAGACUCAUGUCAUGAAACAAGAGACAAAUACACGACCCGGCCACAUUAAAGAGAAUACUAACGAAACUAGACUGUCACCAAGGAAUGAGACUAUCCAGACUAAUGACGCUAGACUGACACCAAGGAAUGAGACUAUCCAAUCUGACGACUCUAGACUGACACUAAGGAAUGAGACUAUCCAGACUAACGACUCUAGACUGUCACUAAGGAAUGAGACUAUCCAGAUUAACGACUUUAGACUGACACUAAGGAAUGAGACUAUCCAGACUAACGACUCUAGACUAUCACUAAGGAAUGAGACUAUCCAGACUAACGACUCUAGACUGACACUAAGGAAUGAGACUAUCCAGACUAACGAUGCUAGACUAUCACUAAGGAAUGAGACUAUCCAGACUAUUGACGCUAGACUGUCACUAAGGAAUGAGACUAUUCAGACUAAUAACACUAGACUGACACUAAGGAAUGAGACUAUUCAGACUAAUGACGCUAGACUGUCACUAAGAAAUGAGACUAUUCAGACUAAUGACGCUAGACUGUCACUAAGGAAUGAGACUAUCCAGACUAAUAACACUAGACUGACACUAAGGAAUGAGACUAUCCAGACUAAUGACGCUAGACUGACACUAAGGAAAGAGACUAUUCAGACUAAUGACACUAGACUGUCACUAAGGAAUGAGACUAUUCAGACUAAUGACAUUAGACUGUCACUAAGGAAUGAGACUACUGAGCAGGACAAAUAA